CAGAUCGUUGGCCGCCUGAGACGGCUGGCGCACGCGCGCGGUCGUCAUGACAACGCCGCUGCUGCGGCCCGCGGGAUGCAGAGAGCAUGCAGCGCAGCCCGCAGGAGGCCAGGCCUGAGUCCCGGACCCCACCUUCCGCCCCAUCUACGACCCCUACUCCGGCGUGGGCUGCGGCCGACGGUAGCGAAGCUGCAGAACCUAUUGGUGGUCUACAGGAAUAUUAUUAUGAGCUAUGUAUGGAAAAGUCCCAGGAAAUUAAACCUUUUAUAUUGCAUAUACUCCAAGAAGUGGAUGAAGAAAUUGAACAGGGAUUGGCAGGAAUCACAUUAAAUGUUGCUGGUAACUGUCACUUAAUGCCAGUAGAAAGAGUAACAGGUGAAGAUUUUUGGAUUCUUUGCAGAAUUUUAAAGAAUAAUCCAUAUAUUAAUGGUUUGGAUGUUAAAUAUAACCUCAUAGGUGAUGUUGGUGCAUCCUAUGCUACAGAACUGCUUCAGGAACAACAUAAUCUCAUUUACUUAAACCUUAUGUUUAAUGACAUUGGGCCCGAAGGUGGAGAACUGAUUGCUAAAGCACUACAUAAGAAUACAACUCUGAAACACCUAAGAAUGACUGGAAACAAGAUUGAAAAUAAGGGUGGAAUGUUUUUUGCUGCAGUGCUACAAAUUAAUUCAUCCUUAGAGAAAUUAGAUCUGGGUGACUGUGAUCUGGGAAUGCAGAGUGUGAUAGCAUUCGCUACAGUCCUAACUCAAAACCAAACAAUUAAGGGAUUAAACCUAAGCCGACCUAUACUUUACGGUGAACAGGAAGAGUCCACAGUUCAUCUAGGCCACAUGUUGAAAGAAAAUCAGUGCCUUGUUGAACUACAUGUGUGUAAGCAUGACAUAAAAAACUGUGGUAUGAAACAGUUAUGUGAUGCACUGUAUCUGAACAGAAGCCUGCGCUACCUUGAUGUAAGCUGCAAUAAAAUAACUCAGGAUGGAAUGGUGUGUUUGGCCGAUGUACUGAAAAAGAAUACUACCCUGGAAGUAAUAGAUCUUUCUUUUAACAGAAUAGAAAAUGCAGGAGCAAACUAUCUCAGUGACACUCUUGCUUCACACAACAGGACUCUUAAAGCGUUGUCAGUGGUAAGCAACAACAUAGAGGGAGAAGGACUUGUUGCACUUUCACAAUCAAUGAAAACAAAUCCCACACUCUCUAAUAUCUACAUUUGGGGAAACAAAUUUGAUGAAGCUACAUGUGUGGCAUAUUCAGAUUUAAUUCACAUGGGCCGUCUAAAAUCAGACAAUACAGAUGUGGAGCCAUUUGUGGUGGAUGGACACGUGUACCUUGCAGAAGUCUCCAAUGGCCUUAAAAGGCAUUAUUACUGGACACCAGGUUAUGGAGAAGCUUGCAGCCCAUCAUCUAAUGCAGGUCUUACUCUUGUACCAGUAGGUCAAUAUCUAUGAAAAACAAGCUUUAAUUUUCAUAUAUUUGUCUUAUUACUCUUC
Molecule: messenger RNA, 1487 nt
Organism: Delphinapterus leucas (beluga whale)
Lineage: Eukaryota; Metazoa; Chordata; Mammalia; Artiodactyla; Monodontidae
Source: RefSeq, a predicted model, not a curated record